AUGUUUUUGGUCAGUAUAAGUUUACUUCUCAAGCACAGACUACUAAGAGGACACUUCUCAAGUGAGUGCAGUUUUCAAGUAUUUCGCACCACCAUGAGCAGUCCAACAGUGACAAUAAAACAAGGCAAACUGGUUGGCUCUGUACAAAAGCUGUAUGAUGGUUCUCCAUACUAUAGUUUCAAGGGAAUUCCGUAUGCUCAGCCUCCUGUCGGCAAACUCCGGUUUAUGGCACCCCAACCGCUUAAACCUUGGGUAGGUACCUAUGAAGCUAUCAAGCAUGGCCCAGUAAGCCCACAGGUUGAUGUAAUAACAUACCAAUUUCAAGAAGGCAGUGAGGACUGCUUAUUUCUAAAUGUUUACACAAAGUCAUUGCUACGAGACUCUAAAAUGCCUGUAAUGGUGUUCUUCCAUGGUGGAGCAUAUAUGUCAGGGUCGGGGGACACUUUUAUGUAUGGACCAGAGUUCUUAAUACAGCAUAAUAUUCUACUAGUGACAUUAAACUAUAGACUGGAAGUCUUGGGAUUUCUGUGCUUAGAUACUCCAGAAGUUCCCGGGAAUGCAGGUAUGAAGGACCAAGUUGCUGCACUGCGUUGGAUUCAGAACAAUAUAGAACAAUUUGGUGGAGAUCCUGGGAAUGUUACGAUAUUUGGAGAAAGUGCUGGGGCAGCAGCAGUGACAUUCCACAUGUUUUCACCAAUGUCCACUGGCUUAUUCCAUAAAGCAAUAGCUCAAAGUGGAGUGUGUAUAUCAGAUUGGGCACAAGGCAAAAACGGCAAAGAAAGGGCCAUAAGAGCAGCUAAGUUUUUAGGGAAAGAUAGUCAAAACUCAGAUGAAUUGUUGAAUUUCUUUCAAAGUACAACUGUUGACAAAUUAAUUAAAUUAACAUUUAAAACAAUGACAUAUGAUGAAAAGCAUCGGGGACUGCCGAUCCAUUUUGCUCCAGUUGUUGAAAAGCAAUUCAAAAAUACCGAAGCUUUUCUGACAGAAGAGCCAUUGAAAUUAUUAUUAGCUGGAAAAAUUAACAAAGUACCUUUUAUAGUGGGAUAUAAUUCUGCCGAAGGUCUCGCAGUUGCAAAGCCUCAAGUUAAAAAACUGGAUUUUCUAAAUAAAAAUCCCUCUUUUUUUGUGCCUAGAGAAAUAGCUGAGAAAGUUGCCCUAAAUAUCCUAACAGAUUUUGAUUAUAAAGGUGCUACUCAUGUUGAUGAGCUGUUCUAUUUAUUCAACAAUCCAAUGAACAAAGACUGUUACGAAGGGCAAGAAAAGUUGAGGGUUUUAGUUAACACUAUCACUAAAUUAUGGGCCGAUUUUGCUAAAACGAGCAACCCCACACCAGAUAAUUCAGGUACAAAAUGGCUUCCUUACACAGUGAACGGAAGACAUUUUAUGAACAUAAACGAACAAAUGUCGAUAAACGGCACAUAUGCAGAGCGGGAGCGCAUCGAAUUCUGGAAUAAACUGUACAAAGAAGCAGGGUUACCAUGUAUAACUAAGAGUAAUUUAUGA
Messenger RNA from Parnassius apollo (apollo), 1503 nucleotides. Lineage: Eukaryota; Metazoa; Arthropoda; Insecta; Lepidoptera; Papilionidae. The record is from the annotation of a GenBank genome assembly.